AUGGAUUCUGUGGAGGCUCAGGCAGGAUCCAGUCGUCAAUCUACUACUGGACCAAAAACUUCAACAAGAAGAGAAUGGAGCAGAAGAGACAAUAUGAAUGUCAUGGAAUGUUAUUAUGAGAGCAGACCUGACCAGGAAAGAGGCUACAUCAAGAGAAUGUACAAGAUCUGGCAAGAGAAGGGUCUUUUCCCAACAUCAGAGCAAAGACUUGCAGAUCAGGUACGUGUGAUCAAAAGGAAUGAGUUACUGACUGAAGUUGAGAGGGAAGGGAUCAGACGAAAUGUGUAUGAACCUGUGAGAGAUGAGCAGGAGGAAGUACUCAGACCGGGAAGAGAAGAGCAGACAGAAGCAACAGCUCAAUUUCAAACAGAAUUGGAUCCAACCACUAACAGAUUGGAUGAAGAGCAGGAAGAGAUAAAGAUUAUAUUAUUGGAGAUAAAAGAGUGGGUAACACAAGGAGAGCGCCCCACCCCUCCUAAUCUGAAGAGAAUACCAAGAGAGAAACUGCUGAUAGAAACUCAGAAAGUCAACGAUGUUAUGAAGUUUAUCAGCUCAGACAGUAUUGAGGAUACCAAUGAUCUCAUAUAUGCUGGAGCAGUUCUGGUAACAGAGAGGUUAGGUGUAAGAAAACAGGAGAACACAAGGAAGCACUGCCUACCACCAUGGAAAAGGAGACUUGAUAAUCAGAUAAAGGGAUGGAGGACAGACCUAUCAAGACUGACAGAGAUAAACCUUGGCAAAGCAGAUAUCAAUGAUUUUAAGUACCUUGAGGAGAAGUUCAGUAUUAGAAGGAAAGGAAGGAAGAUCGUCGUGGAGGAACUAAAACAAAGGAUAACAAGCACUACAGCAAAAGUAAAGAGGUACACCGAUCGAGUGUCACAGUAUAGACAGAAUUCCUUGUUUGAGAACAACCAGAAGAGGUUCUACCAAGAAAUAAAUGGAAAGAUGAAAGACGAAGUUCCACCACCAAAUCCAGCUGAAGCAAUUGCCUUCUGGAGCAACAUUUGGAGCCAACCACACAAUCACAACCAAGAAGCUAUGUGGUUGAAAACAACGAAAGAGGAAUGUGCAAAUAUAGUUGCACAGGAUGAUCUGACGAUCAACAAAAGCAAGCUAGAAAAGAUCAUUAGGAAAAUGGCGCCAUGGAAAGCUGCCGGUCCAGACGGUGUGCAAGCUUUCUGGGUUAAAAGGUUCACAAAUCUUCAUGAAAGGCUGAGCAUGCAAAUGAACGAGAUUGUCGUGAAUGGUAACCCCCCUAAUUGGAUGACAAAAGGAAGAACGGUUCUCAUCCCAAAGGAUCCUACCAAAGGCAACAUUCCGUCAAACUACCGUCCAAUUACCUGCUUGCCGAUUCUCUGGAAGUUACUGACUGGCAUAAUAUCAGAAGAAAUAUAUCAACACCUGGACGAUCAAGCCAUACUACCAUGGGAACAGAAGGGAUGUAGAAAAGGAAGUAGAGGAACAAAAGAACAACUAUGCAUCGACAAAGGAAUUAUGAAAGACAGCAAGAAAAGAAAAACGAACCUCGCAAUGGCAUGGAUUGACUACAAGAAAGCAUACGACAUGGUUCCACACUCUUGGAUCAUCGAGUCUAUGGAAAUGUUAGGGGUAGCAGACAAUAUCAGAAGGUUCCUCAUUACAAGUAUGACGAGAUGGAGAACUAAGUUGGAAAGUAAUGGUGAAGUGCUUGGAGAGGUUGGUAUCAAGAGAGGAAUCUUUCAGGGAGAUAGUCUAUCUCCAUUGCUGUUUGUGAUGGCAAUGACACCAUUAACUAAGGUACUCAGAAGAUCCAGGCUAGGAUAUGAGUUCAAGAGCAAGGCAAAAAUCAACCAUCUAUUAUACAUGGACGAUUUGAAGCUGUUUGGUAAGACACAAAGUGACUUGGAGUCUCUCAUCAACACUGUGCGGAUCUUCAGCGAAGACAUCGGUAUGCAGUUUGGGAUGGAUAAAUGUGCAAUGAUUACUCUCAUGAGAGGUAAGCCAGCCAAUGACAACAACUUCCAGAUGCCGAACGGAAAAGAGAUCAGAUCAAUCGAAGACGGUGGUAGCUAUAAAUAUCUCGGAAUAUUAGAGGCAGAUCAGUUGAAACAUCAAGAAAUGAAGAAGAAGAUUGAGGCAGAGUAUCAGUGGCGUAGCUAG
Molecule: messenger RNA, 2139 nt
Organism: Lytechinus pictus (painted urchin)
Lineage: Eukaryota; Metazoa; Echinodermata; Echinoidea; Temnopleuroida; Toxopneustidae
Exons: 1
Coding region: 1-2139 (712 amino acids)
Source: RefSeq, a predicted model, not a curated record